Anopheles cruzii is the source of this 813-nucleotide messenger RNA. RefSeq lists its product as uncharacterized. The record is from RefSeq and is a predicted model, not a curated record. The coding region runs from base 74 to 769 and encodes 231 amino acids. Lineage: Eukaryota; Metazoa; Arthropoda; Insecta; Diptera; Culicidae. The transcript is spliced from 4 exons.
AUGGCUUGAUCGACUGGCAGCGAUUAGUUGUUCGUGUACUCUCGAUCAGGAUCGUGUUUUGGAAUCUGGAAGUAUGCAUAAACUAAUCGGAUUACUGGCAGCAUUCGCGUUGUAUCCAACCAACGGCGAAACGACCUUCCGGCAGUACGUCGAGCUAAUGUUUCAGACGGAUUCAAUCUUCGAAACCCUAUGCCUUAGAAAGACCAACGACAGUGCCCAGGCGCAGCGUAUGGUUGCAGCGAAUAUAGAACUGCAAAACUGUGUCAACCGAUAUCAUGACCCGCAAAACUUUACCAACGGCUUGGACCAGCUCACCUUAGAGAGGCGCAAGGAGUUCAUCGACUACAAUUGUGCCGAGUUUGAGGAAAUUAAAAAGUGCUACAUUCCGUUCACGCGCCAAAUGGAGGUGUGCCUCAGCGAGCAAGAUCUCGCGAUGGCCAAAACGCUCAUCAUUCUGGAGAAGGAGUUCGCGUACAUUUGCGAGCGCGAUGGAGCAAACGUCGUCCCGACGCGGCACUCGAAUUAUUCUUUUUGUGCUGGAAAUCUCAGGGAGCUGAUGGAAAACUGUUCCAUGCCGGAGUGGCAACACCUUCGAAGCAAAACGCUCUCCACGCUGACGGAGCAUGAUUGCAGAACUCUUCACAAACUGUCCAGCUGCUUCCAGAACAAUAUCACUCGGUGUGGUGCGCCAUUGUUUACCCAACUCUUCAGCAUACGAUACCGGGACAUCGUUCGUCAAACUUCCUGCAAAGAAAGUAAUUCCAACUAAUCGUCCCAACUUUAAACAAGUUUUUAUCUAAACACUAAAAUAAA